CCUGGCUGCAGUGUGAAUUAGACUCUCAUACUCUCCCCUUUACUCGUUCUUCGCCUUCUGCGGUUUAGUUCUCAGACAAAAUGCUGCGUGUGUGCAUAAUGCUGGUCGUGUUGGGUGCCGUCUGCUGCCAGAAGUACCCCGACCCUCUGGUGGACAUUGACUGCACUAACUGGUGUAACCUUAGUAGUACCACCUAUUACUGCUGCGACGAAGACCGUAAUGGUUCAACCGGCAAGUGCCCAGCCACUCCUAUUUCGAAGAAUGAGCUGGACAUCCUCAGCGAUCUGGGUAACCACAACGCCCUCAACUGCAAGUUCGACAGAGAGUGCGAGGUCGGGGAGAAGUGCUGCUACGCCAAGGAAUCUCAGCACUACAGGAUCUGCCGCUUCGCCUUCUAGAGGUCCCUGGGCACGGAGUUCGAAUCCCGCCGACUGGGAAUCUGGUGCGCCUCCAUGACGACCAUCUGGCACGAAUGGAGAUCCUCUAAGCCGAAUCACAUUCAGAUCCAUCGUUGAAUGUUCACACACACACACGCACACGCACAACACACACCCACGCCCA
This is a messenger RNA of Penaeus vannamei (Pacific white shrimp), 561 nucleotides long. The record is from RefSeq and is a predicted model, not a curated record. NCBI's taxonomy places the organism in Eukaryota, Metazoa, Arthropoda, Malacostraca, Decapoda, Penaeidae.